AUGGCAAUCACUCGGUCAUCUUCAUCCCCUUCUCCAGUUCUCAAAAAGAAAUCAAAAAUGGGCAAGAAAUCUUUGGCCAACAAAUCCAAGGGUAAACGCCCAAUCAUUGAUGAUUUUGAUUCUGAUUUUGAAGCUCCCAUGCCGAAGCGUGUGAAACCCACUUCUUCGAAGAAAUCGAAGCUGAACUUGGAGGAGUCCUCGCUUCCAGAAAUUUCUGGGAAAAAAUUUCAAAAAUCUAUUACACAUUCUGAAGAUCGGACUGAGGUUAUGUGUUUUGUUUUCGUUUUUGGUGUUUUCAAUCAUUCUUCGUUUGGGACUUUUGGGCAUUUUCUGGAUAUGCCUGAGUUUGUUUUUCACCCACAAGUCGUUCAUAGUUUACUACUAAGGGAAGUUUUACAGCCUAAUCCUAAGGAGUUUUGGGCUAAGGUUGCUGGCCGUUGCAUACGGUUUAGUGCCGAAGAAUUUUACCUUAUUUCGUGUUUUCUUCUUAGCAAUACUCCUGACAAAGAAGUGUCUAGGUUUGUUCUAGAUGUAGUUGAUAGCGGUCGGUGGGAUGAGUAUUGUUGGGGUAGGGAAUCAUUUGAAUUGACAAUUGACUCAUUCAAAGGUCGGAUUGAGCAUGGGAUCAUUAUGAAAAAUAGAAAGUUGAAGAUAAAAAACAUGCGUCCUACUGAUGAAGAGAGGCAGCUUCAACUUGACGGUCUAUUUCUCGAUGAAUCUAUUGAUGAACGUGGUGUAGCGAAGCAAUCCUUCGAGGGUGGCUCAUCUUCAAAGAAGUCUGAUUCAGCAGAUAUUGAUUGGAUGAAAUCUAAGCUGGAGAUGCUCAGUUCGAAUCAAUCAUCAUUGGCCGAGGACUUCAUUUCGUUGAGGUGUUUUGUUGAUUUUAAUUUCAAAUCCGUAAUGACUGUAAUUAAGGAUAUCCAAGAGAAGGUUAAUGCCAUUCAUCGUCGUCCUUCUGACGAGGGAAAGUCAUCGGAUGAAUUAGUAACUCAAGAUUCUGAUGAUGAUCCUGAUGAUGAUGAUGAUGAUGAUGAUGCCGAGGAUGAUGACAAGCAAUUUCCUGAUCCAGAAAAUAUUGAUUCCGACUCCGACGAUGGUGGUGAGUUGGUUAAAGUUGGUGGGGAUGCUGAUGAUGCUGACAAGGCUGUUACUGCUGUCCCUUCUGCUGAUGUGAAUCCUUCUGAGGAUGUUGGAGGGAGUGAUAAAAAUGUUAAGGAUGUUGAGAAGCCGAAGGGCGAUGAGUCUCGAUUGAAGGGGGACGAUUUCUUUGAUGGAUUGAGCCAGCUUGUAAUAGAUGAUGAUCAAGUUGUGUUGGCUGGCUUGGAGGCUGUUGCUAAAAUCAAUGUAAGUUUACUUUUAAUUGUUUUCAAAAAAACUAGGUUUCUUUUUGGUUGCUCAUUAGUUUCUAGUAUGUUUUGCAACUGUUUUAAUGCAUUCUUUAUUUUUUAGGUCCCCGCACCCAAUCCAGAUGUUGUUGGUGAAAAGUCAGAUGCCCUU
Molecule: messenger RNA, 1497 nt
Organism: Cannabis sativa
Lineage: Eukaryota; Viridiplantae; Streptophyta; Magnoliopsida; Rosales; Cannabaceae
Exons: 7
Coding region: 1-1449 (482 amino acids)
Source: RefSeq, a predicted model, not a curated record